UGAUCCAUCAUAUAAAACAGCUGAAUCGAUACUAAACAAUGAGAAUCAUGGUUCUUUACGACAAGCAUUACUCCAGUAUGACCCAUCACCUCAGUAUGAACCUGAAGCAGGUUCUUCAUCAUUUUAG
Cetraspora pellucida is the source of this 127-nucleotide messenger RNA. The record is from the annotation of a GenBank genome assembly. NCBI's taxonomy places the organism in Eukaryota, Fungi, Glomeromycota, Glomeromycetes, Diversisporales, Gigasporaceae.